Molecule: messenger RNA, 1177 nt
Organism: Chelonus insularis
Lineage: Eukaryota; Metazoa; Arthropoda; Insecta; Hymenoptera; Braconidae
Product: L-lactate dehydrogenase A-like 6A
Exons: 8
Coding region: 73-1131 (352 amino acids)
Biological process (GO): pyruvate metabolic process; lactate metabolic process
Cellular component (GO): cytoplasm
Molecular function (GO): L-lactate dehydrogenase (NAD+) activity
Source: RefSeq, a predicted model, not a curated record
UUUCCAAUAACAAACAAUCAUUUUAUCUAUAAUUCAAUUUUACCAUUUUCUGAAUUUACAAGAAAAGCUACUAUGUUUAAAAAAAUGAUCAAGACAAUGAGGCUACAAAGAGCGGUUAGUUCUGAAACAUCGGUGUGUCUUCGGGAAGAUCUCUUGUGUAAGGUAGCUGAUGCAACAAAAGAUGGUAUGGACAAAGUAACUGUGGUUGGAGCUGGUACUGUGGGAAUUUCGUGUGCUAAUGCAAUUCUCUUCCAGAAAAUUAGUAGUCAUGUCGCUAUUGUGGAUGCUUUUCCAAAAAAAUUAGAAGGUGAAGGAUUGGAUUACUGCCAUGGUAGUGUUUUUAUUGGUGAUCCCAAUAUUGAAUACGAUACAGAUUUCUGUAUAUCAAGAAAUUCAAAAGUUGUCAUUGUCGCAGCUGGCGCACGUCAAAAAAAAGAUGAAAGUCGUCUAGAUUUGGUUCAUAAAAACGUAGAAAUCAUAAAGAAUAUUAUCCCUCCUUUGAUAGAGAAUAGUCCAAAUGCUACAUUCGUCAUAGUAUCUAAUCCAGUUGACAUUUUAUCAUGGGUCGCAUGGAAAAUGAGUGAUUUGCCUGUUAAUAGAAUCAUUGGUGUAGGUUGUCAUUUAGAUACAGCUAGAUUUCGUUAUUUAAUAAGUCAAAGACUUGGAAUAUCAUCAAAAUCAGUCCACGGGUUCAUUAUCGGUGAACAUGGAGACAGUCAGGUACCGCUAUGGUCUGGAGUUAAUGUUGCUGGAGUGCUUUUUCGUGAUAUUCUGCCAGAUAUUGGACUAGACAUGGAUGAACAAGGGUGGAAUCAUCUGAUAAACGAUCUAAUAAGAGCGGGUUCAACUGUACGAUGUUUAAAAGGAUAUUCGAAUACUGCAGUUGGUUUAGCAGCAGCUGAUAUAACCAAAGCUAUUUUGAGGAACAGGCAAACUGUGAAGUCAGUUUCUACAUUAGCACAAGGUCACUAUGACAUUUGCCACGAGAUGUUUCUUUCUCUUCCUUGUACUGUAGGAGACAAUGGCAUAACGCAAGUGAUCCGAAUGCGAAUGACUGAGCAUGAAAAGAAACUAUUGCAGAAAUCAGCUAGUAUUCUUUAUGAUAUUCAAAAAAAUAUUAAAAUAACAUAGCUCUGUAAAAUGUUAGGUAAAAAAAGAAUAAAAUAUAGCCAAAAAA